Molecule: messenger RNA, 3438 nt
Organism: Aptenodytes forsteri (emperor penguin)
Lineage: Eukaryota; Metazoa; Chordata; Aves; Sphenisciformes; Spheniscidae
Gene: SLC4A5
Product: solute carrier family 4 member 5
Exons: 25
Coding region: 1-3438 (1145 amino acids)
Biological process (GO): transmembrane transport; bicarbonate transport; monoatomic anion transport
Cellular component (GO): plasma membrane
Molecular function (GO): monoatomic anion transmembrane transporter activity; sodium:bicarbonate symporter activity; solute:inorganic anion antiporter activity
Source: RefSeq, a predicted model, not a curated record
AUGCUGGAGGAUGAGGAUGGGAUGAGCGAGAGGGGGCUCAGCAGCUCGAGGAGGAGAUACGACGAUGAGGAAGAUUACCACUCCAUCUACAUCGGGGUGCCGGUGCCCCGGGGCUACCGAAGGAAACGGCGUCGGCGAAGAUCUGUCUCCAGCCGGGACAGGACGAGCGAGAGCGAGCGGCACUACGAGCGCCAGGAUCGCUCCGACACCGACGACGGCGGCCACGGCUGCUACGAGAGCGGCAACGACAAUGCCAGCAGGACCAUGUCACCGGCUGCCGAACGCCUCCGCUACAUCCUGGGGGAAGACGAUGAGCCUCCCAACCCCACGCUCUUCACGGAGAUGGACACGCUGCAGCACGACGGCGAGGAGAUGGAGUGGAAAGAGUCGGCCAGGUGGAUAAAGUUUGAAGAAAAGGUGGAGGAAGGCGGGGAGAGGUGGAGCAAGCCCCACGUGUCCACGUUGUCUUUGCACAGCCUGUUUGAGCUGCGGACAUGUCUACAGACGGGAACGGUGCUCCUGGACUUAGAUGGCUACUCUUUGCCCCAAAUUAUAGACGAUGUCAUUGAGAAGCAGAUCGAAGACGGUCUGCUCAAGCCGGAGCUGCGGGAGAAGAUAAGCUACGUGCUCCUCAGGAAGCACCGUCACCAAACCAAGAAGCCAAUCCACCGGUCCUUGGCCGACAUCGGAAAGUCCGUCUCCUCCAACACAACCCGCAGCCCCGUUCGGAGCCCGGCCGCCGGCGCCGCCUUCCACCGCUCCACCGAGGACCUGCGGAUGCGGCAGAGCGCGAGCUACGGCCGCCUGCGUCACGCACAGAGUCGAAGCAUGAACGACAUCUCGGACACGCCGAGCACCGACCAGCUGAAGAACAAGUUCAUCAAGAAGAUCCCCAAGGAUGCGGAGGCCUCCAACGUGCUGGUGGGAGAAGUGGAGUUCCUGGAGAAGCCCUUUGUGGCUUUUGUGCGGCUCCUUCAGGCGACGAUGCUGGGAGGGGUGACGGAGGUGCCCGUCCCUACCAGGUUCCUCUUUAUUCUCCUUGGUCCCGCGGGAAAAGCCAAAUCCUACAACGAGAUAGGCAGAGCCAUCGCGACCCUCAUGGUGGAUGAUCUCUUCAGCGACGUUGCCUACAGAGCCCGCGAUAGAGAAGACCUGAUUGCCGGCAUAGAUGAGUUUCUGGAUGAAGUCAUUGUCCUGCCGCCCGGCGAGUGGGACCCCAACAUUAGGAUUGAGCCACCCAAAAAAGUGCCCUCGGCUGAGAAGAGGAAAUCGGUUUUCUCACUGAACGAAGUGGGGCAGAUGAACGGCACGGCCGGUGGGGCGAGCGCCGGGGGCGGUGGAGGAGGCAGCGACGAUGGGGAGAUGCCCGAAGUUCACGAAAUCGGGGAAGAGCUCGCGUGGACCGGCAGGUUUUGUGGUGGCCUCUAUUUGGAUAUCAAGAGGAAGCUGCCCUGGUUCCCGAGCGACUUCUAUGAAGGCUUUCAUAUCCAGUCCAUCUCUGCCAUCUUGUUCAUCUACCUGGGCUGCAUCACCAACGCCAUCACGUUCGGGGGCUUGCUUGGGGACGCUACGGACAACUACCAGGGCGUCAUGGAGAGCUUCCUCGGCACGGCAAUGGCAGGCUCCAUGUUUUGCCUCUUCGCCGGGCAGCCUCUCAUCAUCCUCAGCAGCACCGGCCCCAUCCUCAUCUUCGAGAAGCUGCUCUUCGACUUUAGCAAAGGCAAUGGCAUCGACUACAUGGAGUUUCGCCUCUGGAUCGGCUUGCACUCUGCCCUACAGUGCCUUAUCCUGGUGGCCACCGACGCCAGCUUCAUUAUAAAGUACAUCACCCGCUUCACAGAGGAAGGCUUCUCCACCCUCAUCAGCUUCAUCUUCAUCUACGACGCCAUCAAGAAGAUGAUCGGAGCUUUUAAGUACUACCCCAUCAAUUCGGACUUCAAGCCGGACUACGUGACCAUGUACAAGUGCGAGUGCAUCGCUCCCGACCCAGCCAACGCGACCUUGUUCGAUGCUUCAGCUCCAGUGGCACCAAACACCACUAACAUGUCUCUGUACAAUGCUAUUAACCUAACAGCUCUGGACUGGACUCAGCUGAGUAAGAAGGAGUGUCUCAAAUACGGCGGCAGCUUAGUGGGGAAAUCCUGUAAAUUCGUGCCCGACCUGGCCCUUAUGUCCUUCAUCCUCUUCUUCGGGACCUACUCCAUGACCUUGACCCUGAAAAAAUUCAAAUUCAGCCGCUAUUUCCCCACCAAGGUCAGGGCUUUCAUUGCUGAUUUUUCCAAUGUCUUCUCCAUCCUGCUCUUCUGCGGAGUGGAUGCCUGUUUCGGACUGGACACCCCUAAGCUCCAUAUCCCCAGUAUCAUCAAGCCCACCCGUGUGGACCGAGGGUGGUUCGUGUUUCCCUUCGGGAAGAACCCGUGGUGGGUUUACCUGGCGAGCGCCCUGCCCGCCCUCCUCGUCACCAUCCUCAUCUUCAUGGACCAGCAGAUCACAGCCGUCAUCGUCAACAGGAAGGAGCACAAGCUGCGGAAAGCAGCGGGCUACCACCUGGACCUGUUCUGGGUGGGCAUCCUCAUGGCCAUCUGCUCCUUCAUGGGCCUGCCCUGGUAUGUGGCGGCCACCGUCAUCUCCAUCGCCCACAUCGACAGCUUGAAGAUGGAGACGGAGACCAGCGCCCCGGGGGAGCAGCCCCAAUUCCUGGGCGUCAGGGAGCAGAGAGUGACGGGCAUCAUCGUCUUUGUGCUGACGGGGAUUUCCGUCUUCCUGGCCCCUAUCCUGAAGUACAUCCCCAUGCCGGUGCUGUACGGCGUCUUUCUGUACAUGGGCGUUGCAUCGCUGAACGGCAUCCAGUUUUGGGACCGCUGCAAGCUCUUCCUCAUGCCGGCCAAGCACCAACCCGACUACGUCUUCCUCCGGCACGUGCCGCUGCGCCGCAUCCACCUCUUCACGCUGGUGCAGAUCGUCUGCCUGGCCGUCCUCUGGAUCCUCAAAUCCACCGUGGCCGCUAUCAUCUUCCCCGUCAUGAUUUUAGCCCUGAUCCUGGUGAGGCGGCUGCUGGAUUUUGUCUUCUCCCAACAUGACCUGGCCUGGAUUGACAACAUCAUCCCCGAGAAGGAAAAGAAGAAGGAGGAUGACAAGAAGAAGAAGAAAAAAGGCAACAAAGGAGAGAGCAUUCCGGGUGUUUCACCUCCGUGUCCCCCCCAGGAAAGAGGUCCUCCACCUGGAGCUUUGCGUUCUGAUUCCUCCCCGAACGGUUCAGACCUGGAUCGCAGUAUUACGCUUCACCUGAAGAUUUCGUGCCCGUCGUCUCCCGCAUUUAACUACUCCCGAAACCCCAUCUGCGCCGUGCCCCAGGUGAAGAUAGAGAUGGAGUCGGACUAUGAGGACACUGACACCGAAAAACCACCUCGGGACAUGGGCAGUGAGACCACGCUAUAG